Messenger RNA from Penaeus vannamei (Pacific white shrimp), 1311 nucleotides. NCBI's taxonomy places the organism in Eukaryota, Metazoa, Arthropoda, Malacostraca, Decapoda, Penaeidae. The record is from RefSeq and is a predicted model, not a curated record.
AUGCCUAAGAUUAUGAGGUGGAAUUUGAAAGACGAAGACCAGAAAAGUGUGUUCAGGGAGGGAGUGCUGGAGCAGAUAGAGUUGAUGGAGGGAGUUGAAGAGUGGUGGAAUUGGAAUGCAUCAAAGAUCCGACAAGCUGCAGAGGAAAUAUUGGGGAUGACAUCUGCGAACAAAGCAGCAAAGAAAGCAGUGACAGUAGCUAAAGCUGAGGCAAGGGAAGAAAUGUAUCAAGAACUCGAUACAAGAGGAGGACAGAAAAAGAUCUAUAGAAUAGCAAAGGCCAGAGACAGGAAGAACCCAAGAGUGGAAAUAGGAGCGGGCUUACCAACAGAGAGGAGGACUGAUAACAUAUCACGUAGAGAAGUGGAAAAGGCGCUGAGAUUAAUGAAAUCAAACAAAGCUGUUGGACCGGAUAACAUCCCGAUAGAAGCAUGGAAAGGCCUUGGGGAGGCUGCUGACUGUACUAACUACAGGGCAAUUAAAUUGAUCUCACAUACAAUGAAGCUUUGGGAGAGGACUAUUGGAAUGAGGAUCGAGGCUGAAACGGUCAUCAGCGAGAACCAGUUUGGAUUUGUUAAGGGAAGACAGACAUCAGAUGCUAUUUUUGCCUUAAGACAGACAAUGGAAAAGUAUAGGGAGAAACAGAAGGGACUGCACAUGGCUUUCAUUGACCUCGAGAUGGCGUAUGACCGUGUACCGAGUCCGUAUAUAUUCGACCUUAUAAUGGACGUUCUAAGCGAAGGAAUUCGGGAGGACGCACCCUGGACAAUGUUAUUUGCAGAUGACAUUGUCUUGGUGUGUAAUACUAAAGAAUCAUUGAGAGACAAACUUUCGCAAUGGAAGAGGGCUUUGGAGAAUCGAGGCUUGAAGAUAAGCAGAACAAAGUCUGAGUACCUCUCAUUUAAUUAUUUUGAGGAGGAAAAUGGGGUGGAUAUGGAUGACGAGAUCAUUAAGAGGGUACCAGCUUUUAAAUAUCUAGGCUCACAUGUGACAGAGGACGGUGAACUGGAUGUAGAAGUAAAGCAACGCAUUCAGUCAGGAUGGCAGGCAUGGAGAAGGUUUUCAGGAGUACUCUGCGACAAGAAGAUCAGCGCAAGACUCAAAGAGAAGGUUUAUAAAACAGCUGUGAGAUCUGCUAUCCUUUAUGGAAGCGAGACAUGGCCAAUUAAGAGGGUGCAUGAAAAGAAGUCGAGAAUCCAUGAUGGCUUCUCUGCUGAAUCCAUCAUGGGGCUCUGCAACAGCACAGAAAUGAUAAAAAGAGGAAUGAGCAGGACUGCCUGUUUGCACUUGGAAGCAAGACCCAACAGCUGA